UCCCAGUUUACACCAGACUAAAUUCUGGAUCUCCAAGAUCCAUGACCCUAGAACUUUAGAAAGGAUAAAUCGCGGGUUAUGCCUCAACUGGAUCACAGGUUCCCCCAUUGACCGUACACUUCUGGGCACAAGAGACCCUCCUCCGCAGUGAUUACUCCAUACCAAAUUUUUGGCCGCAGGAAAUUUAUGAGUAUUUUUAAAACCAUAGAAGCGGGUAUAAGAACAAUUUGUUAAUUUUUAAAUCAAGCAAUAAUUAUUGAGAUUUUGUCAAUUUUAAAUUAGGCCGUAUUAAUUGAAAUUUUGUAUAUUUUUGUUUAAUUUUUCCUUCUCAGCUAACUGGGCCUUUCGUAAUAUUUCUGAAAACUAAGCCUAAAAUAUACAAAGCAUACGGUUUCUGUUAACUAUCCGUUAAGUGUCCACUCUCCGGUCCAGUCUCUACUGCUAAAAGCCUAAAACCUCCGAAGUCCUCAAUUCACCAAUCUUCACCAAUUUUACCGUUAUUUUCAAAUGCUGUAGUCUCUUUUCCACACGCUAACGGCUCUCUACAAACUCAUCGGAAUAAUGGUUGUUUCCGACAAGUCUUCAAGCGAGAAUCAGACCUCCGGAAACUCGUCUUCCAGCUUUUUCACCUCCAAAACCCCAAUUCUUGGACAAAAACUCUACGUCAUCAUAAUCGUGACUGUCUUCAUCGUGCUUUUCAUUUUCUUCUUAAUUUUCCUCUUCCUCCGUUGGAAUCGGAACUCGAGACGACGCCGCGUUGGUGAGAAACACGGUUCAGGUUUAGUGCCUCUGGUUUGUAAUGAGAUCACGGAAAUCAAAACCUUGGAUCACGCUGAAAAAAAUACAGUCGGCGUAAAAAACAAAGCCUUUUUUACACCAGAUGUGAUAAAAGGUGUUGCAAUCGAGUCUAAGGGCAAAAAGGGUAGUUCGGAGAGCAAUGGGUCGAGUACAACUCGGAGCGAAUCGUCUUCUGCUAUAUCUGCGUCCACCGACGGGUUGAAUAACACUGGGUGGGGCCGAUGGUACAGUUUGAAGGACCUGGAAAUCGCAACAAAUCGAUUUUCGGAUGAUAAUGUGAUUGGUGAAGGAGGCUACGGCAUCGUUUACAGAGGUGUUUUGCCCGAUGGCUCUGUUGUUGCCGUGAAAAAUCUCCUAAACAACGAGGGUCAGGCAGAGAAGGAGUUUAAGGUGGAAGUUGAAGCCAUUGGAAAGGUAAGACACAAGAACCUCGUGGGCUUGAUGGGUUAUUGUGUAGAAGGUGCUCAAAGGUUGCUAGUUUAUGAGUACAUUGAUAAUGGCAAUUUGGAGCAGUGGUUACAUGGUAUUGUGGGGCCUGUUAGCCCUUUGACUUGGGAGAUCAGGAUGAAAAUUGCCAUUGGGACAGCAAGAGGACUGGCAUACUUGCAUGAGGGAUUGGAGCCCAAGGUUGUGCAUCGUGAUGUGAAGUCUAGCAACAUUCUUCUAGAUAGGAAAUGGAAUCCAAAAAUUUCGGAUUUUGGACUUGCCAAACUGCUAGGAUCAGAGAAAAGCUAUGUUACAACACGAGUGAUGGGAACAUUUGGAUAUGUCUCCCCUGACUAUGCAAGCACUGGUAUGCUUAAUGAGGGGAACGAUGUGUAUAGUUUUGGAGUUCUUCUCAUUGAAAUAAUUACUGGAAAGAGCCCAGUCGACUAUUCCAGACCACCUGGGGAGGUGAAUUUGGUUGAUUGGUUCAAAGGAAUGGUAGCAAAUCAUCGUGGUGAAGAGUUGGUCGACCCCCUCAUUGAAAUUCCUCCUCCUCCCAGAACUUUGAAGAGAGUACUUCUGGUUUGCUUUCGCUGUAUAGAUUUGGAUGCAAGCAAGCGUCCAAAGAUGGGGCAAAUUGUUCAUAUGCUUGAGGCUGAUGAACUUUCUUACCGCGUGGAACAUCGGUCUGCUCGUGGUACUGCUCCUUCGCAUCCCCUAGCAACUGGCAACAAAGGAAGUGAUGAGUGAUGAUGUUCUUAUAUGGUAAUAAUUUUCUGAAGCAUCAAAAGGUAUACUGGUUUUGAUCGUCUAUUUUAUCCAAACUAGCAAAAGAUAUUAAUUGGAAUGUCACUGCCUAGAUGUAUUUUUUGGUUCUUAUUUUACGUUCACCCUGUCACAUAGCCUUUCGCAUACCCAGUUUUGUAAAUAUUUUUCCUACUGGAAAUUAAUAAUAUUAAAUAAAAAUAAU
Messenger RNA from Olea europaea var. sylvestris, 2194 nucleotides. Its product is annotated as probable receptor-like serine/threonine-protein kinase At4g34500. Lineage: Eukaryota; Viridiplantae; Streptophyta; Magnoliopsida; Lamiales; Oleaceae. The transcript has 7 exons. Gene Ontology annotation, molecular function: ATP binding; protein kinase activity. Bases 562 to 1974 code for a protein of 470 amino acids. The record is from RefSeq and is a predicted model, not a curated record. Gene Ontology annotation, biological process: protein phosphorylation.